AAUUGAAAAGCUGUUCUCCCUUCCGUCUCCCAAACCCCAAAUUGAAAAGCUGUUCUCCCUUCCGUCUCCCAAACCCCAAAUUGAAAAGCUGUUCUCCCUUCCGUCUCCCAAACCCACGGGUGUAAACAAAACGCCCUGGUUAGUGUCCCGCGAGCGGUCUUGGCGGAAAGUCUGUCGUCGUCUCCCUCUCCCGGUUUUCCUCUCGCGAUGCCCAAGAGACCUUGUCCCUUCGGGGAUUCCUUCAGUCCUCAGAUGAAAUUACAUGUAGGAGCCAAGGAGGUCGAUAAUGGAGUGAUGAGGAGCGAGAAGAUGAAGGCGGUUUAUGGUGAGAUGUUUUUGCGGCUCACAAAUAGUACAUUCCACCCUCGUUUACCAGUGGCAGUAUUGCAAGAGCCCUUUCCCAAAUGCCCACUAAGUGUAAUCAUCUUCCAAGAGCUGGCCCUCAGCAUUCAAAAUCCUGAGGUAAUUCUUCUUGAGACUUUGGCACUAACUGACCUCUUAAGAACUGUGCUCUCUGAAUAUGGCAGCGACGUGAUGACACCCCCCACUGUGGAGCGAAUGGAGACGGGCAUUGAAGUGCAGAAGGCCAAAGCUGCCAACACUCUCCACCAGAUGUGCCUCACUGCUCAAGGAACCCUCGCCAGACCUCAGCCGUUUGCCAAGAAUAUGGAGAUGCAACCAAAGAACAGAAGCUCAUGUGGUCACAGUCCAAGUUUAAGGCAGUCUGUUAUACCGUCGUGCAGUUACUGUGAAAGCCAACUGUGUGAUUCAUGUAUUAAGUCUUGUCAUUUCUGCCAAGGAAUAUUCUGUCCAAAAUGUUCAUUAACUAUAUAUCAAGAAGAAGAAAAGGUUUUGUGUCUCAGCUGCUGUUGAAGUUCUCUCCUGGUUACAAGUUGUAUUAAUAGAAAUUUGUAAUUGAUUCACUUUUAUUAUGUACCUGUGACUUCCCGGAUUUCAUGUGAUAACAUUUUUUUGUACUCUUUGUGAAUGCUUUAAAGUAUUUUGUCUGUAAAGAUAAUUACUAUGAAUUGAAUCUGAGAGUCCUUUUCAAUUGCCAUUCGUUUUAGUUGAUGUUCGUAGAUUACUUUGGUUGAUUGCGUUUUAAUCCUCAGGGUAAAGAACUUGCAUGUCUCAUUAUUUGGUUGAUUAAGAAGGAGAACAUUUAUUAGAGCGAUUAUGUAGUAAGCUUUUAGACAUAUUAAUAAAUAUCAAAAUGCAUUACA
Messenger RNA from Penaeus monodon (black tiger shrimp), 1223 nucleotides. Its product is annotated as apoptosis regulatory protein Siva-like. NCBI's taxonomy places the organism in Eukaryota, Metazoa, Arthropoda, Malacostraca, Decapoda, Penaeidae. Bases 208 to 873 code for a protein of 221 amino acids. The record is from RefSeq and is a predicted model, not a curated record. The transcript has 6 exons. Gene Ontology annotation, molecular function: CD27 receptor binding. Gene Ontology annotation, biological process: extrinsic apoptotic signaling pathway.